ACGAGUCAGUCGUGUGUAUAGUAGUGGCAACGGCAGCAAGAAGAAGAAGAGCCAAGCAAAGGGCCUCUAUCCAUCAGAUAGCACACGCACGUACCGACUUCGCGGAAGACAAUGGCUGGUGGCAAAGCGGGCAAAGAUUCUGGCAAGGCCAAGGCGAAGGCAGUAUCACGUUCAGCGCGGGCAGGUCUCCAGUUUCCUGUUGGUAGAAUUCAUAGGCAUUUGAAAAACAGAACCACAAGCCAUGGACGUGUUGGUGCCACAGCUGCUGUUUACAGUGCUGCUAUUUUGGAGUAUUUGACUGCUGAAGUGCUAGAGUUGGCGGGCAAUGCUUCGAAGGAUUUAAAAGUAAAGCGUAUAACACCUAGACAUCUUCAACUUGCUAUUCGUGGUGACGAAGAACUCGACAGUCUCAUCAAAGCAACUAUUGCGGGUGGUGGUGUUAUACCACAUAUUCACAAAUCUUUGAUUGGCAAGAAAGGUUCCCAGAAACCUGCAUAAGAUUAAAUUAAUUCUUUAAGUAUUUGAAUUUAACACAGCAAAGAUUUUUGUCAAAAAAUCAGUAAGAGAAAAAUAAAAGCGUUGGAAAUAAAGAAGAAAAUAUAUAUUAUGGGAGGAACUAGGAAAAUCAGUAAGGCAAAGCAAGAGAGCAAAGAUAAAGCAGUAAUUGUUAAAAAAAAUGUAUGUACCUACGUUGCUAAGCUGAAGAGACAGGCGUGAUAUAAAUAUAUAUAUAUACAUAGUUAUGUAUAGAUAUAAAGUAAACAAGUGAUCGACAACGUCAUUUAAUUAGUUAAAUGAGUCUUUUUAACCAAUGUCAAGGUUUACUUUUAAAUCAGACAAUCCUCAAAGUCGAUACGUUCUAGCAUCGUCUCAAGAAUGCCUCGAUGUUGAUGGAAACCUUGAUUUGCUCUAAAAAAAACUCGGCCUCUGCUUUUUCCAGUUCAAUGUUUCGACUUUUCAAACAAGAUUAAAGAUUUUUUACCUAAUUUUAUCGAUUUUUAUUAAAUAGUAUGACAUUUUUUGCAUAGACAUCAUCAUUGCUAGCUCUUACAAUGCCAAAUAUGUAAUAAAUUAAGUAGAACAUUACUUUUCAAGUUUGCAAAUGGUAGUUCCAAAUUAUUGAAUAUUUGUUCGUGUGGUUGAAAAAAGUCUCCAAUCCUUUUUAUGCUAGAAUGUUGAUAAGCAUCUGUUAACUAUUAUCGAUGUUUCUCAAUAUUUGAUUAACUUAUUACUGUAAUCCUUUGGAAAGUCGAUCGUGAACUAAGUUUAUUACUAAAAUUAAAGAGACUUAAACUACUAACGCUUUCUUAAAUUAGUUUCUUUGUCAAUUGGAGAUUUUUUGAAGAAAAUCUAAUCCGAUAUGGUCAACAAAGGAUUCAUAUAAGAGUUGGUUACAUCAAGUCAAGAUUUUUUGUCUCAAUCUACAUUAUAGAAAUUAGUGAUCAACACGUGUGAAAUUAAUAAUCAUUCAUUUAGAAAUCCAAACAAGUUUUCUACAGUAAGAUUGUUGACCUUCUGGUUAGAUUGAGUUUUUGCAAUACUUAAAGUUCGUUCAUAGUAAAAGAUCAUUUGACAUAGAUUUGCUUGUAAAAUUUUUUUCUAAUUGAAUGUAAGAUUUGGGUAAUGAAAAAUGUAUGUUGUCUACUUGUAAGUCUGUGAGUUAACAAUAUUUUUUUCUGUAACCCAAUAUGAAUAGUGUAAAAAUUUCGAGAAAGCUACAGUUUUUCAUUCAUUUAUUGUGAAUAGUCUCUAAUUGUUAUGCUAAAAUUUAAUUAGGUUAAGAUAAUUGUCCAGUACACUCGCACAUAUAUUAUUAAAAUGCGUAAAAACAAUGCUGGACGUGAUUUCCAGUAAUAUGUAAAACGUUCAUUUUCAUAAUAAAGGUCGAUUUUAUUAAA
This is a messenger RNA of Copidosoma floridanum, 1898 nucleotides long. It is a transcript of the gene His2Av, whose product is annotated as Histone H2A variant. Gene Ontology annotation, cellular component: nucleosome. The record is from RefSeq and is a predicted model, not a curated record. Gene Ontology annotation, molecular function: structural constituent of chromatin; DNA binding; protein heterodimerization activity. Lineage: Eukaryota; Metazoa; Arthropoda; Insecta; Hymenoptera; Encyrtidae.